CAGAAUUUGACGUAUUACAUCAGAAAAUAUGUAGUUGAAACAAAAAUGAAAUUUCUUAGUUGUUUUGAAGCAACAUACUUAAGCUCUACAUGCUUUUGCAUAAUCGUAAAUAAAAACAAAUAUGCUAUAGCAAUUCAAAGGUUAUUAAAAUGAGCGAGCCUAUAAUUAUCACCAUCCCAAGUUUUGUGAAGUAUGAAAGUGAUACAAGUAAAAUGAACAUCGGUGAAAAUCUUUCUAAUGGAAGAAAAAGGAGGUUGAAUUUGACAUGGGAAGAAAGAAUUCAAAGAAAAAAACUUAAGAAUAGAGUGGCCGCACAAACCUCCAGAGAUCGAAAGAAAGCACAAUUGGAAGAACUGACAGUACAAGUUACCACAUUGCAAGCAGAAUGCGAUAGAUUAAAAUCACUGAAUGAAAAACUAUUAUACGAAAACUCUAUUCUACAUAGAAAACUUUCUGAGCAAACUUCUAAUUCUACUACAAUUGUCAGCUCUGAGCUCUUGAAUAGACCAGCAGUGUCCAUCACAACUCCUCUGCAGCAGGAGAAUGCAUCAGAGCUGGCAGUUGUAGCAGAAGGAAAAGUGAAGAAUCAAAAAUCGAUAAGUCAGAGACAGAAUCUAUUAUCAGUUCUUGCGGUUUUAACUUUCCUGAUCUCUUACAAGUCAUCGAAUCAGAAGAAUGCCUUGAAAGCAUUGCCAACAAUUUCUUGUCAGGAACCAUCUUCGAUGACUUUGCAAAGGAUUUUGCACAAGAUACUAAAACACCCAAAGUUGAAGUGGUCCCUCCAGCACGGUCUUCAUCAGAACGGUUGGAACAUUCAACACAUAAAGCCACAAAUCAUAAAAUUAAUGAAAUACCAAAUACAAUAAAAAUUGACAUGGAUAUAUUACAAGAUCACAAUGAUAAUAUACAAAAUACUACUUAUGAUGUGGAUAUAUUGGAGUUGCCAGUAGAUAUAGAUGAGCAGGUGGUAGAAAUUACAAAUGAAGG
Molecule: messenger RNA, 987 nt
Organism: Ctenocephalides felis (cat flea)
Lineage: Eukaryota; Metazoa; Arthropoda; Insecta; Siphonaptera; Pulicidae
Product: X-box-binding protein 1-like
Exons: 3
Coding region: 150-866 (238 amino acids)
Cellular component (GO): nucleus
Molecular function (GO): DNA-binding transcription factor activity, RNA polymerase II-specific; RNA polymerase II transcription regulatory region sequence-specific DNA binding
Source: RefSeq, a predicted model, not a curated record